UGGCCAUGGCCACGUUCACCCGCGAGGAAUUCUACCAGCAGCUGCUGAGCGGCUGCGUGCUGCCCACGGCUCAGCAGGGUUUUGAGCAGGUUUCGACACUCCUGUUCUUGUGCCUGGCAUGCCGUCUCCUUUGGAGGUUGGCUCUGCCAUCUUACGCCAAGCACCUCAGCACCGUGGCCGGCGGCUUCUACGCCCUCUACCACUUCUUCCAGCUGCAGAUGGUGUGGGUUGUCCUCCUGAGCCUCUUGUGCUACCUGGUGCUGUUCCUGUGCCGCCACUCGACCCAGAGGGGCGUCCUGCUCUCCAUCACGAUCCUGAUCUAUUUGCUCAUGGGGGAGAUGCACAUGGUAGACACAGUGACCUGGCAUAAGAUGAGAGGAGCCCAGAUGAUCGUGGCCAUGAAGGCGGUGUCGCUGGGCUUCGACCUGGACCGGGGCGAGGUGUCGUCUAUCCCUUCCCCGGUGGAAUUCAUGGGCUACAUCUACUUUGUGGGAACGGUCAUCUUUGGGCCCUGGUUCCGCUUCCGCACUUACCUGCAGGCUGUGGAGAGCCGGAGAAUGAGCUUCUCCUGGUUCCAGAAGGUCUGCCGGAGCGGCUUCCUGAGCCUGGUGUGCCUUAUCGUAUCUACUUGCGUGGCCCCCUAUCUCUUCUCUUACUUCAUACCCCUCUACAGCUACAAGCUGCUCAAAAGGUGGCUCCGGGCCUACGAAAGCGCCAGCUCCUUCCACUUCAGCAACUACUUCGUGGGCUUCCUGUCCGAAACGACGGCCACGUUGGCGGGGGCCGGCUUCACCGAGGAAAAGGACCACUUGAGAUGGGAUCUGACCGUAUCGCGGCCCCUGAAUGUGGAACUGCCCCGUUCUAUGGUGGAAGUGGUCACCAGCUGGAAUCUGCCCAUGUCCCGAUGGCUGAACUCCUAUGUCUUUAAGAACUCCCUGAAACUGGGCACCUUCUCGGCAAUCAUUGUGACCUACGCCGCCAGCGCCCUCUUACAUGGGCUGAGUUUCCACCUGGCUGCUGUGCUUUUAUCUCUUGGCUUCAUCACUUACAUUGAACACGUUCUUCGGAAGCGGCUGUCGGUCAUAUUCAACGCCUGCAUACUUUCCAAGAAGUGCCAGCCAGGGUGUUCACAUCGCCACAACACGGAUCUUUGGGUUCGCCUCCUCAACUUGCUCUUUGGGGCACUCGCAGUCUUUCACCUGGCCUACCUCGGGUCGUUAUUUGACAUGGACGCCGACGACUCUGUGGAAGAACAGGGCUACGGCAUGUCUUAUACUAUCUACAAGUGGUCCGAGCUGAGUUGGGUGAGCCACUGGGUGACCUUUGGGUGCUGGAUCUUCUACCGGCUCAUCAGCUGAACUGAGGCCUCCGUG
Molecule: messenger RNA, 1373 nt
Organism: Euleptes europaea (tarantolino)
Lineage: Eukaryota; Metazoa; Chordata; Lepidosauria; Squamata; Sphaerodactylidae
Gene: PORCN
Product: porcupine O-acyltransferase
Exons: 12
Coding region: 6-1358 (450 amino acids)
Biological process (GO): lipid modification; Wnt protein secretion; canonical Wnt signaling pathway
Cellular component (GO): membrane; endoplasmic reticulum
Molecular function (GO): Wnt-protein binding; palmitoleoyltransferase activity
Source: RefSeq, a predicted model, not a curated record